Messenger RNA from Talaromyces rugulosus, 1776 nucleotides. RefSeq lists its product as uncharacterized. The transcript has 4 exons. Gene Ontology annotation, biological process: regulation of DNA-templated transcription. Gene Ontology annotation, molecular function: zinc ion binding; DNA-binding transcription factor activity, RNA polymerase II-specific. Bases 1 to 1776 code for a protein of 591 amino acids. The record is from RefSeq and is a predicted model, not a curated record. NCBI's taxonomy places the organism in Eukaryota, Fungi, Ascomycota, Eurotiomycetes, Eurotiales, Trichocomaceae.
AUGCGCUGGAAUUCUGACGCUGAGCGCCGUUCCUACCGGGCCAAGACUAAGUCGGGCUGUUUGACAUGCAAACGGAUCAAAUGCGACGAAGCCAGGCCAAACUGUUUAAGAUGCUCUUCGACCGGACGCAAGUGUGAUGGCUACGAGGAAACAGGUCUACAGUCUCGUCUCGGAUAUAAUCGCCUGCAACUUCCAUCCUGUCGGCCCCCGCUUUUCGGACUUUCAGAAGACGAACGAGAGACCCGGUCGUUUCAAUACUUUUAUGAGAGAACGGUCUCAUCUCUAGCAGGCUAUGGUGGCUCAGAGUUCUGGGACCACCUCGUCUUGCAAGUCAGCCAGCAUGAAAAGUCCGUAUGGCACGCCUUGGUCGCUCUAGGAGCGCUGCAUGAGAAGUUUGAGAGCCGCCAGGAAAUUGCAUCCUUGGGGCUCCUUCAGAGUAGACAAGAUAAUUUCGCUAUACAAGAAUAUGUGGCCGCAAUAAGAGCUCUUCUGGCCUCCUCAACCCCAUCUUUGCCCAACACUUAUAUACACACUUCUACGGAAACGACUAGCAACAUAACCGUGGAUGUGUGCUUGAUCUCGUGUAUUCUUUUUGUUUGCUUCGAGACCCUCUCCGGCCAUUACGUGUCCGCUAUCAAUCAUGUUCGCAGUGGCAUGAGGAUCCUGGGAGAAGUACGCCAUGAUCCUAGCUCUGGCACUUAUCGCCAUCCUGCCCUGAAACCGUCUACCGUGACCAUGCUGGAAAUGGAAACUCUACAUAAAAUGUUCACCCGUCUUCAAAUUCAAAUAUUUGUUUUGACCCGUGUAGACACAGAUCACCCUACUUUUGAGAUCAUCGAAAGGAAUCAGCCGUAUAAUAUUCAAAUAGAAGUCCCAGAAAAAUUUAACUCUCUCGCAGAGGCGCGCGACUUUCUCGAACACAACAGUCGACUAUGUUCAACUAUAUACGCCAAGGCUAUCAAAUCAGCGUCCCCGGACCAGGUACAAGGCGUGUCCACUUAUCUAACGCAGCAGUAUGCGUCGGUUUUUAACAAAUGGAGGGCAGCUCUAGAUCUGUUUGAGCAGUCCCGCGGGACGUACCUUACAGCUAAAGAACGUGUAGGUUUGAAAAUCUUGCGCAUACAUCAAUAUGGUCUCGUUUUAUUGUUAGCGAAUGGUCAAUCUGGAGGGAGUGACUCCUUUGAUUGGGAUGAAUACAAUCCCUUAUUUGCAGAGAUCUUAUCACUGUCUGCGUCAGUCGCCCAGGUUACAUUAGACAAUGAGUCUCCGUCCGAUUCCUCGCAUAUUCCGCAAAUGCGAGAUGAGAAUGGUCCCAAGCCGACUUUCACCCUAGACAAUUGCAUUAUUGGGCCACUUUACAAUGUUGCCACUCUUUGCCGUGAUCCAAUCAUUCGUCGCAAGGCUGUUCAUGUUCUCCGUUCAGCAUGUCGCCAGGAAGGUGUCUAUAAUAGCCACGUGACGGCAAUCGCAGCUGAGAAGGUCAUAGCGAUAGAAGAAGCUGCUGCUGUCAAGCUUGGCCUCGAUUAUCGUGAUGAUGUCUCGUCUUUGACUUCAAUUGUUACAGAAACGAGACAAGAGGGUGGCUAUUCGAUUGGGACAUCCACAGAAGUACCCCAGAGUGUUCGUCUAACAUAUGCUUACCCGAAAUUCGACACCACCAAUCGGAAGAUUUUCUUAACGAUUGGGCAAGAAAUGGAAAAGACGAAGAUGCAUCUGAAUCUCCCAUUUCCGGCGGUCACAGCCCUGGUAGACACGGAAUUUGCUUCCAUUUCAUGA